UUCAUGAGAUAGGUUAGAUUGCUCAUAUCAAGCCCUAGACCAGCGAAAUCUCGAGCUCAUCAGCCAUGGCGGACGAGAUGGGUUUCCUUCGGAGGCAUUUUGAGGAUGUGAAGGAGCACUGGAGAUCCAACUUCUCUUAUCUUGAUUACUACAAGAAGACGCUGGGCCGCCGAGAGCCGCUGCCCAAGUGGAACGACGCCGAUGUUGAGGAGUUCAUCGCUUCUGAUCCUGUUUAUGGUCCUCAGUUGAAAGCAUUGAGAGAAUCAAAGAAAUAUGGUAUUGCUGGUGCCCUUCUUGGUGCAGCUCAUCUGGGGGGAAUUUCGUGGAAAUAUUCAAAGAGUCCCCAUGGUUUUGUCUUCGCUACUGGAUUUGGUGCUCUCUGCGGUGGUGUAUUUGGCCUAGAAGUUGCUGAACAUGUCAAACAGCUCUACAAGUUUGACAAACAAGCUGCUAAUCUCAGGUUUCUCUACUGGUGGGAGGACAAAACUCUAGGAAGCCAACAGUUGUCGUCCAGUGCCCCGCGCAACUGAGACUCUCCAUGUGUUCGGCAGUGUAAUAAGCAUCAGGAUGAAGAUUGCAAGCCUCAGGAUUGCAGCAAUUGUAUUCCCUGACUUCCAGUUUUCUACCUUAAUAACAUGGCCUGCUGUAAUGUCCCGUUGAAAAUCUUAUUGGACCAUAUGUUACAAUUGUAAAAGCUCUGUUCUUUGUCCAAGCAGAGGUGGUUUUACUUUUGUGUUCUUUGAUGGCUUAUCUUGGCCCAAUUAAAUGAACUAUUGAGACAAGGCCAAUCUGUGCAUGGACUGAAUGCUAUCAAUCACACCCCAGUUUUAUCAUCCAAA
Molecule: messenger RNA, 839 nt
Organism: Dioscorea cayenensis subsp. rotundata (Guinea yam)
Lineage: Eukaryota; Viridiplantae; Streptophyta; Magnoliopsida; Dioscoreales; Dioscoreaceae
Product: succinate dehydrogenase subunit 6, mitochondrial
Exons: 4
Coding region: 66-530 (154 amino acids)
Source: RefSeq, a predicted model, not a curated record